Botrytis byssoidea is the source of this 3486-nucleotide messenger RNA. RefSeq lists its product as uncharacterized. Gene Ontology annotation, molecular function: phosphorelay sensor kinase activity; protein binding. The transcript is spliced from 7 exons. The coding region runs from base 1 to 3486 and encodes 1161 amino acids. The record is from RefSeq and is a predicted model, not a curated record. Gene Ontology annotation, biological process: phosphorelay signal transduction system; phosphorylation. NCBI's taxonomy places the organism in Eukaryota, Fungi, Ascomycota, Leotiomycetes, Helotiales, Sclerotiniaceae.
AUGAAUGGUAGAAACCGCGCCAAUGGAUCUCGGUCGCUGGAUCUGAGCCCGAAUAAAACGGACCUUCCAUUAUCUAUAUUGCAACAUUUGCCUACGCCUGUGCUAGUCCUGGAUCAGUAUCGGAAAGCGCUGUGGACAAACUGGAAAGCAGAAGCUUUAUUGGGCAGUACAGAUUCUCUUGAGAAUGAUGAGAGCGCAUUGAUCGGAAAGGACUUGGAUGAAUUGGGAGUCACAUUACUAGAUAAUCGAUCAUGGUCACCGGUUCUAAGUGAGGUAGAGUAUCUUCGACGUGGCGGUACCUCAUCAAAUGAUGAAGAUUCGAGCUUUUUUGAUGGGUUCCAGGUGGUGGUGAGCAAUUCAUCUAGGCCAGAUGAUCAGAAGGAAAGAAGAUUUCGGGCUUGUAUUGAUGCUUUGAAUGAGGAUCGGGGCCUUCAUUUCAUUAUCACCUUUGAAUCACCGACAUCUUUGCAAGGGAAUUCGAUCUACUCCGGGCUCGGCUCAACAUCAUCGCCAAUUAAAGUAAAAGAGCCUCAACAUAAACCAGCCUUCAUAAGGGAUGAUGUUUUUUGUUCUCUUCGAAAUGCAAUCUUUGACAAUGUUGAUACUCCCGCAUUCAUGAUAACUGCAGAUGGUGAAUAUUACCUAUCGAACCGCAAAGUUCGAGAUGUCUUAGGACAGUCUAUGGGGGGAGAGAAUGGCUGCGGAGGGGAUAUUUUUCGAGACGCUCUACAGGUAUGGGAUGAGGGAUACACUCGUCAGUUACCACCCGAUGAAUAUUUCGGAACAGUCUUGGCAAGAACUCGACAACCGUUCGCGGAUCAAAGAUCUGGAUUUAUAAACCCUAUAAAUGGAGAUCGAUUGACAGCUUUAAUUUCUGGAGAAUGCCUUUAUGACGAAGCUGGGAUCUACUUGGGAGCGAUUUGCUGGUGCGAAGAUAUACAGGAAUACGAACAAUACCUUAUUGAGAAACAACACAAGCUACUACGAAGCCAUGAAACUAUCUGCGAUUUGAUGCCACAUCUAGUGUGGACUACAAGACCGGAUGGAUAUUGCGAUUGGUACUCUAGGCGGUGGUACGAAUACACUGGCAUGUCUAAGGAGGAAAGCGUUGGCGCCGGGUAUGAGAAAGUGAUUCAUCCAGACGAUUUGAGUACCCUUAGAGAAGCUUGGGCUUAUGGACUGGCAAAUCGCCAAGAUGGCGAGGUUGAGGUACGAUAUCGAAGGCAUGAUGGGGUAUACAGAUGGAUGCACACGAGAGCUUGCCCAUUACUCGACGAGAAAGGAGAAGUUCUGAAGUGGUAUGGAACAAAUACAGAUAUCACGGAUAUUGUGAUGUCACGAAUUGAGGCCAAGAGAAACAAGCAUCAAAUGUUGACAGUUCUGGCUCAUGCCGAAGUCAAUAUGUUCUGUGUGGAUAAAAAUCGACUGGUAACAAUGGCGGAAGGAGCCAUGCUGUGGGGUGCCAAAACUGAACAAACGUGUCAAAGUAAGGAAAAUUUGAUUGGGAAGAAUAUCAUUGAGCAUAUGCAAAGUACGCAGCCAGGGGGGAUACCGGGCCAUGAAAAUUCUGUCCUUGAAAUAUUGUCUGGAAAGGUCGAAAUGGCAACAUGCGAAGAAAAGAUAGGAGACAAAAGUUACCGAACACGAUUGGUGGCAGAUCUCGAGCACAGCAGUGAUGAUGGAGGACAAGCACCAAAGGUCAUCGGAUGCUUGGGCUUGAGCAUUGACAUUACGGACGUGGAAAAGCGGGCGCAAUUAGAGAUGGAUAAUACGAGGUUGAUGAUUGAAGAACAAGCAGCUAAAGAUUCAUCUCAGAUGAAAAGUCAAUUCCUAGCGAAUAUGUCACAUGAGAUGCGGACUCCGACGGCGGGCGUGAUUGGUAUGGUGGACUUACUUGACGAAGACCCAACCUUGACGUCUUCGCAACGCGAAUAUGUUUCUAGCAUCCAACUUUCAGCAAGAGCACUCCUAACCAUUGUGAAUGACAUCCUCGACUUUUCGAAAAUCGAAUCAGGUCGUCUCGAUAUCGAAGAAGUUCCAUUCAAUCUUUGUUCCACCGUGGGAGAGCUAUGUAAAUUGUUAUGCGUUUUCGCUAACCAGAAGAAUUUGGUAUUCAAUUACGAAAAUGAGGUUGACGAAAGCCUCGAAGUCCUGGGAGACCCCGGGCGGAUCAGACAAGUCCUAUCUAACCUUCUAACAAAUUCGCUUAAAUUCACGGAAAAUGGAUCUAUAACAAUAAGCGCGAAAGGAAAGAGAAUAACGGAUUCAGGCAACAUUGGAAAUGAUACAAUUGAGGUCAGCUUCAUGAUCAAGGAUACGGGAAUUGGAAUAUCUAAAACGACCUUGGAUAAGUUAUUCAGACCCUUCAGCCAGGGGGAUUCUUCAACAGCGAGAUUAUAUGGUGGAACAGGUCUGGGUCUGACCAUAUCUAGGAAUCUUGCAACUUUGAUGUCUGGAACGAUUUCUCUUGAUUCAGAAGAAGGAGUUGGGAGCACGGCCACAUUCACAAUACCAUUGAAGGUAUCCUCGUAUUGCCGUUACCCCCGACGUUCCAACACUCCGGCUAAGCUUGAACUUUCUUUUACCAACAAUAAUUCUGAUUCACAAUCUAUGCCGAGUACGCCACUGGCUCUUCGACCAAGCUCUCACGGAGGACAGGUAAAACAACAAUUUAUAAAUCAACAAAUCUCGACCAGUGAGACCAAUCAUGUCCUCCCUCCAUAUCUACGAAAUGGAGACAAGAACAAAGAUGAUGGGCCAAAACUUCCACUGGCAGAACGGGGCGAGAUCCUUGUUCUGGUUGUCGAAGACAAUGCCAUCAAUCAAACCAUCGCAUUGAAAACUGUCCGAAAUUUAGGAUUUCAAGCAACAGCCGUUUGGAACGGACGCGAAGCAUUGAAUUACUUGAGUAAUCCUGGGUCAUCCAAUCCGAGACCAGAUAUCAUCUUGAUGGAUGUCCAGAUGCCAAUCAUGGAUGGUUAUGAAGCAACGAAAAUUCUAAGGACGAAUAAAGAAUAUGAAAGGUAUCUAGAACAUGAUAUACGGCCGUUAAAACCCGCAAAAGAUGUGGCCACUGCGAGAAACUCAAAUCUGAAUGAAUCAGAAAUGGGGAGUCCGACUGGCAGGAUGCAAACCAAAACGAAAAGUAGACUGAAAGAUCUUCCUGUAAUAGCUAUGACGGCUAGUGCGAUCCAAGGAGAUCAAGAAAAGUGCCUCGAGGCGGGAAUGGAUGGAUACUUGAGUAAACCAGUUGAGAAGGAAAGGUUGGAGGAAACGCUGAUAUACUGGGCACAAAAGACAAUGGAUGUCCGAGAACUUGCAAGUCUGGGGGUCUCGAGUUCUGAUGGCAAACAUAGUAAAAAUGAUUCUGCCGAUUCUGCCGUUGUCAUGAUGGACGAGGAUUCUACUUUGUCACAGGAUGGGGGAUCGAGAGACGGCGAUCUAGAUGGUGGGGAUGGGAGUUCAGAAACAGCUGGUCCACACUGA